AGCUGCGCCUGCGCAGAGAACGCCCCCCCCCCUCCCCUCCCGGCUUGCGUUUAAAUAGAGUCGGUCCCGGUUCGGCUGCAGACGUGAGGAGAGGCUGCUAAGAUGUCCACUGAGAAACUCCUCAGCCGUGUGAUGGAGGCGGAGCCUGUGGGCAGCAGGAGCAAGGUGACGGUGGUGGGGGUCGGAAUGGUGGGCAUGGCGUCCGCCGUCAGUGUUCUGCUGAAGGACCUGUGUGACGAGCUGGCCCUGGUGGACGUGAUGGAGGACAAGCUGAGGGGGGAGGCCAUGGAUCUGCAGCACGGCGCCCUGUUCCUGAAGACGCCCAGGAUCGUAGCGGACAAAGACUACAGCGUGACCGCCAACUCCAAGGUGGUGGUGGUGACCGCCGGCGCCCGCCAGCAGGAGGGCGAGAGCCGCCUGAACCUGGUGCAGCGCAACGUCAACAUCUUCAAGUUCAUCAUCCCCAACAUCGUCAAGUACAGCCCCCACUGCAUCCUGCUGGUGGUCUCCAACCCUGUGGACAUCCUGACCUACGUGGCGUGGAAGCUGAGCGGCUUCCCGCGGCACCGCGUCAUCGGCUCCGGCACCAACCUGGACUCCGCCCGCUUCCGCCACCUGAUGGGGGAGAAGUUUCAGCUCCACCCCUCCAGCUGCCACGGCUGGAUCAUCGGAGAGCACGGAGACUCCAGCGUGGCCGUGUGGAGCGGCGUGAACGUCGCGGGGGUGUCCCUGCAGAAGCUCAACCCCAAGAUGGGCGCCGAGGACGAUGGCGAGCGCUGGAAGGAUGUCCACAAGAAGGUGGUGGACGGAGCGUACGAGGUGAUCCGGCUGAAGGGCUACACGUCCUGGGCCAUCGGCAUGUCGGUGGCUGACCUGGUGGAGAGCCUCCUGAAGAACCUGCACAGGGUCCACCCCGUGUCCACGCUGGUCCAGGGCCUGCACGGCGUGAAGGACGAGGUCUUCCUCAGCGUCCCGUGCAUUCUGGGCAGCGGCGGCCUGACGGACGUGGUCCACAUGACCCUGAAGCCUGAGGAGGAGGAGCAGCUGAGGAAGAGCGCCGAGACCCUGUGGGGGGUGCAGAAGGAGCUCAUCCUGUGAGGAGGGGGCUCCUGGAAGAAAUGAUGUGUGUAUCCAUCUUCUGCCACAUAAAGGCGUUUGGUGACAUCA
Molecule: messenger RNA, 1167 nt
Organism: Oryzias latipes (Japanese medaka)
Lineage: Eukaryota; Metazoa; Chordata; Actinopteri; Beloniformes; Adrianichthyidae
Gene: ldha
Product: lactate dehydrogenase A4
Biological process (GO): lactate metabolic process; pyruvate metabolic process
Cellular component (GO): cytoplasm
Molecular function (GO): L-lactate dehydrogenase (NAD+) activity
Source: RefSeq, a predicted model, not a curated record